AUGUCCGCUUUCAAUUUCAGCGAUCUGUCUCAAACGCACACUGGCAACCAUCGCGUCCUCUCCCAUCGACAAAUAAGCCAUCGUCAACUUCAUAGAUUCGCGCCAAGGCAAAGACCGUUCGCAAUUCGAAGGAGAGUGCAACUCCCGCCGCAGCCACCAAGAGUUGUGCGAAUCACCCGAUUGCCUCCAUUGUCUCCCGCUGCACCUCAAGCUCCUCGUAGAGUCAUGAAGUUCCGAAAUCAUCCGAAUUCGCGAAAAAACGACGACGGCCUUCACAUACGGCGAAAAAACCUACUAGUUCUUUCAGAAACUCAAAUCGCCAUCAACCGACUCACAAGAUUAUCGAUGAUAGGUCAAGAGCACGCGAUUCGUAAAGUGGAUGAUAUCGAAUCGGCAAUACUUAAAGCUGUGGAAGAAUUUUCAACGACAACUCAAGUGUCUACGGUUCGAGCCAGGGCUCAUCGUAUUCGCACAUCAAAGAGAAGACCAACUUCGUUUAGCACGAAAGUGGGGACCAUUGAAGAAGCGGUUUUGAAAGCUGUGCUGGAGAAUCACGCAACUGAAUCUUCAAGGAAUGAAUUGAGCACUACUGAGAUCCCGACCACAACUGCAACUGAAGCAACCAGUUCUCUGUUUCCAGCUUUUGCAACUAGACGUUCAGCUCGCAGAAGAUUUCUUUCAAGACUCUCAACAACAUUGCCUAUAUUGACUACUCCGGAACUUUUAACAACUUCAACUGAAGCACCGACGACUUCAACAGAAAUUCCAACUACUCUCACCACUACAGAUUCUACGACAACAACAGAAGCAACUACAAAAUUCUUAGAAGGCAGUGAGAAGCCUUUAAACAAUUCUUCUUCUGAAACUGGCGCGACGAAUUCGCCGGAUAUUAAUGAGUUGACUUUUGCGACGAAUAUCGAAUCGGAUCAACAAUUACGACAAAUUGAGGAUAACAUCAUUGCUGCUCUUUCUUCAUCGACGCCAAUUCCACCUUCUCCAAUAGGCCCACCAGCGCCGCCACCUCCUUUUAUAGAUCAGACUGGUCCACCUGGAUCAAUGCCCCCCUCCGACGAUAUUGUAAACGAACUGAACGAUGCCAACGAUUUUCUUCAAGUAGCUCAUCGGCUCAAUCUAAUCAAGCGUCUCAUCCACUAG
This is a messenger RNA of Caenorhabditis bovis, 1155 nucleotides long. NCBI's taxonomy places the organism in Eukaryota, Metazoa, Nematoda, Chromadorea, Rhabditida, Rhabditidae. The record is from the annotation of a GenBank genome assembly.